GCAUAUAUUGCAGAAAAUUGAUCACAAUCUUGUAAACAGUGCGAGGAAUAAUGCCUUUACGGCUUACCUCCACUUAUGCAACUUUUGGUUUGUUUACGGUUUUUUGCUACCGGGGCAUUCCACAAACUUAUUGGAGACAGCUUCAAUGUGUCCGAGUGCACUGUGGGAAGGUGCUGUCGUGCCGUGGCCAAUGCCAUCGUCGGCGUCCGAAGCGACUUUAUUGAAUUUCCCAAGGAUCACAAGGCCAGGGAAACCAAACAAGAAUUCUUGAAAAUUGCAGGGUUUCCAAAUGUUUUGGGAUGUGUAGACGGAACUUUCAUAAGAAUUAUUGGUCCAUCUGAAAAUGAAGCCGAUUUCGUCAAUAGAAAGGGUUUUCACUCACUCAAUGUUCAGAUGGUGUGCGAUGCAAAAUUUAAAUUUACAAGUGUCUGCGCUACCUGGCCAGGUAGCGUACACGACAGCCGAGUUUGGAGGGAAUCUGCCCUGUGCCGACAAUUUGAACAAGGUGAACACAAUGGAUUUCUUCUUGGAGAUUCGGGGUAUCCUUGUCGUCGAUACCUGAUGACACCCUACCUCAAUCCUGCCACUGAUGCUCAACAGCGUUUCAACGCCUCGCUCUGUCGAACAAGAGUGCUUGUUGAGCAGAGCUUUGGAAUUUUAAAGAGACGUUUUGCAUGCCUUCAAGCAACACUAAGGACGAAUCCUGAUCAAGCUGCAACGUAUGUUGUCGCAUGUGUUGUUUUGCAUAACAUUGGGAUAGAGAGUGGCGAUGUUAUGGACAAGGGCUGUGACGCUGCAGAUGCCAAUAGUAAUCAGGCAGAUCACCAAGUAGCCUACAACGCUCAAGAGGGUAGUCACAUGCGAGAUUAUAUAGCAAACACAUAUUUUGGAUAAACGUACAUGUAAUAUAUGUAGACCCAGAGAAGAUUUGGAUUAAGAAAACAAACGCAUGUGACGAUAACUCAUUGUCUUGUAGCAUGUUAAUUUAUUAAGUGCAUGUUUUAAAAACACUAGAUAAAUUGAAAAC
This is a messenger RNA of Saccostrea cuccullata (small rock oyster), 1027 nucleotides long. RefSeq names its product putative nuclease HARBI1. Bases 76 to 894 code for a protein of 272 amino acids. The record is from RefSeq and is a predicted model, not a curated record. The transcript is spliced from 6 exons. Lineage: Eukaryota; Metazoa; Mollusca; Bivalvia; Ostreida; Ostreidae.